Saccharomyces mikatae IFO 1815 is the source of this 960-nucleotide messenger RNA. RefSeq names its product mitochondrial 54S ribosomal protein uL29m (gene MRPL4). NCBI's taxonomy places the organism in Eukaryota, Fungi, Ascomycota, Saccharomycetes, Saccharomycetales, Saccharomycetaceae. Gene Ontology annotation, molecular function: structural constituent of ribosome. The record is from RefSeq and is a predicted model, not a curated record. Gene Ontology annotation, cellular component: mitochondrial ribosome; mitochondrial large ribosomal subunit. Bases 1 to 960 code for a protein of 319 amino acids. Gene Ontology annotation, biological process: mitochondrial translation. The transcript has a single exon.
AUGUGGAAGAGAUCGUUCCAUUCUCAAGGAGGACCUCUCCUCGCCAGGACAAAGUUCACAAAACCCAAGCCGAAACAACCGGCACUUCCCAAAGACAAAAUAAGACUGCCCACCCAAUUGACUCAUCACUCCAACAACCUAAAGAUCACGGAACCGAUCCCACCAACUGCUUCGAACCUACAGUGUCCCGAUGACCACCCGCUCUGGCAGUUCUUCUCCAACAAAAAAUUUAUCAGAUCCGCCGACGACUUGCCGCCCUCCAGCCAUAUCAGACCCUGGUCUAUUCCAGAGUUGAGACAUAAGUCCUUCAAUGACCUGCAUUCGCUUUGGUACAAUUGUCUUAGGGAGCAAAAUGUGCUUGCCCGUGAAAAUCAUCUCCUGAAGAACAUUGUCGGCUCCACGCACGACGAAUUCAGUGAGCUUUCUCAGUCUAUCAGAACCACGAUGUGGCAAAUCAGACACGUACUGAGCGAAAGAGAUCUGGCGUAUACAGCUUCGCAGAAAUUUCUACAGGAUGAAGGGGAAAGGAAAAAGUUUUUGGAUACUUUGACUAACGACCAUUUCCUGAACAAGGACAUCCCAGACGACGAAGUCGCCUCCAUGCUCACACGAUUCCAGUUGGCUAUCUUUGGAAUCUCGGAAACCAUCCAGGACAAUACAGUUGAUGUUAACUUUGUAAACGGCAUUAAAUUCUUGGCCAACCUAAAACUGCAGCGAUUCAAGGACUCCAAUGACCUCAUAUCGGAGCUGUCGCAAGAAACCAUCACAGACGUCGGCGAGUCCUUCAUCUUGUUUACCUCCGACUUCGAUUCUCAUGCCGUUCAAGAAGCCUGCGUCGCCAUCAAAGACUUGAGAAAAUCGCCAGAUAAUAAAGUUUCAAAGCUAGACGAACUCCACACCGUUAGAAAAUACUUGAAACAACUCAUUCGUGCAAAUUCCAUGGAACAAGCAACUGCAUGA